AUGGCGGACGCAGAACACUCGGAAGUCUCGGCCGAGCCUCAGGCCAGACAUGUCACAUACUGCGGCGACGUCAUCGUCGCCGUCAGUUUGCACACUGCCCCCCGAGGAACCGUGAAAAAGUGCCAAGAGUGGCUGGAAAAGAACAACAAGGAGUUGUAUGACAGGAUCUGGUCAGCCGGUCAGUGUGGCACGUUUCCUGCCGUGACGAUCAGCUGCCUGACGCAUAUUUCUCCCGCAGAGGCUUUGGAGGCUGCAACCGCAUCCUUGUCCGUCGAAGCGCAAAAGAGAGCCGCCAAAGACGCGCAGAAGAAAACGGCAAAGGCCGAGGCCGCCGAGGCCAAGCAAGCUGAUAAAAUGGCCAACAGUGUCGUGACCAUUAAGCGCAUUGAGCGGAAUAAGAAGAAGUUCGUCACGGCGGUCAUUGGACUGGAGGCUUUUGGUCUGGAACUGAAAAAGGUGGCCAAAGAUCUCGGCAAAAAGUUUGCUACUGGCUCGUCGGUGACCAAGCUGCCCAGUGGGGGCGAAGAAAUCGUGGUACAAGGCGAUGUGAGCGACGAGUUGGAAGAGUUUAUUUUGGAAAAGUACAAGGAGAUACCCGCCGAUAACAUUGAGCUCGUGGAUGACAAGAAGAAGAAGAAGGCGGCAGCAGCAUAA
Messenger RNA from Metarhizium album ARSEF 1941, 654 nucleotides. Its product is annotated as Translation initiation factor SUI1. Gene Ontology annotation, biological process: translation reinitiation; formation of translation preinitiation complex. The transcript has 4 exons. NCBI's taxonomy places the organism in Eukaryota, Fungi, Ascomycota, Sordariomycetes, Hypocreales, Clavicipitaceae. The coding region runs from base 1 to 654 and encodes 217 amino acids. The record is from RefSeq and is a predicted model, not a curated record. Gene Ontology annotation, molecular function: translation initiation factor activity; mRNA binding.